AGAAGACAGACGUCCAUCUCAAGAAUAUCCUGACAGUGUAACAUGGCCUCUCUCUCUCUGUCCCUGGGACUGCUGGUGCUAUGCACCCUGGCUCUUGUACACUGUGACCUGCAUAACAGCCCCAUCAGGGUGUGGGGUAUUCGUGCCUCCAACCUGAAAGGACGCUUUUUCUCAAAACCAGACCCCUACGUCAAGGUGUGGUGCGGUUCAUCCUUUCAUGGCAAGAGCAGCAUUCUGAAAAAACAGGUAAACCCCACCUGGCCCAGCGAGUUCAACUUUGCUAACAUCCUUCCCAACUCUGUCCUGACGGUGGAGGUGUGGGAUGAUGUCAUCGGACUAGAUCGCCGCAUGGGAACCUGCACCACAACCAUCCGCCCAGGAACACACUUCGAGACCUGCUACCUGAAGAAAGGCACCGUUUACUACACCUACAGCUACGGCUACUAGAUGGAACAGUAUGAUGAUUAGAGUGUAACCUGUGACCUUGAGUCUGAUUCUUUCGCUCGUAUUCACUUCCUUAUAGCAUAAAAAAAAAAGUGCUUUACGGCAAGAUGGUCUGUCUGGCUUCAUGUUUCUGAAUUGUUAAAUGAUUUCUCAGAAGAUGUCUUAGAUGGUACACAUUCGGAAGAGCAGAAUGUGGCUGUCCCAUGACACCAGAUCAAUGUCUGUGCUCAUGGGGCGGGCCUAUGAUUUAGUUCAACUCCGAAGGGAAUUAGUUGUAAAUGUAAAUCCCAUCAAUUAUUAUUAAGAUAAUAAUGAGGAGGAAGAUUAUUAUGAUUAUUUUUUACUAUUAUUGUUAUUAUGAUGAUUAUUUUUAUUAGGUGUGGGAUGAUGUCAUCUGACCAGAUCGCUACAUGGGAACCUGCACCACCACCAUCAGCCCAGGAACACAGUGAGACCUGCCACCUGAAGAAAAGCACCGUCUACUACACCUACAGCUACGACUACAGUCACUAGAUGGAACAGACUGAUGGUUAGAUUGUAACCUAUGACCUUUGUGACCUUGUGUCUGAUUGGU
Molecule: messenger RNA, 1018 nt
Organism: Salvelinus fontinalis (brook trout)
Lineage: Eukaryota; Metazoa; Chordata; Actinopteri; Salmoniformes; Salmonidae
Product: perforin-1-like
Exons: 4
Coding region: 43-447 (134 amino acids)
Source: RefSeq, a predicted model, not a curated record